AUGUGGUGCCCGCUAAAAAACAUCAUGCACCAAAGUGCAAUUGUGCAGCCGAGGUUGGAGGCGGAGCCUCAGCUUUGCAGCGGAGAGAUCCGGCUGCAGGGCAAGCAGCUCCCCGCCUCGAGGGAUGACACACCAUCCUACGCCGCCGAAAGGGCUGGGCGAUCAAGUAGUGGAUUUAUUUCAAGUGUACUCUGUAGUAGUAUCAGUAUGGUGGACCCAUUCACAUUAGCUUGCAUUCUUGCCGCUAUAGCUGCUAUCAUCGCAAUCCUAUUCUACUUAUUUAGUGGAGGCGACGAAGAGAGGGACUUUGAAAAGGCGUUUGGUGAAAGUGCUCGCAAACUCCUGAGUCAAGAACGUGAAAAGCACAAGUCUAGAGUGAAAGUAGCGAAGAAGAAAGAUGUUAAAGAGAAAAAGACGGAGCACAAACAAGAAGGAGAUCCGGAACUUGACAAGGAUGCACUGGCGUAUUCGUCGUCUACAGAGCCUAUAGAGGCUACUGCGUCUGUAUCCACGUCAUCUGUAAGAACAGCUUCUCCCCCAGAAUCAAAGGCGAAGUAUAAUUCCAAGAGAGAUAAAGAAAAGGUUACUGUUGGGGCUAGCACAUCUGAGCCUACGUCUGAGGAAGCUACAUCCGAUAUUGUGCCAUCGAAUGGCGAAGAGACUACCUCUAAUAGUGAGCAGAUAUUGGAGGAAAACAAGGAGAACAGAGGUCAUGCGUCAACCUCCGAAGGUAAGAAGAGAAAGAAGAGCAAGACCAAAAGAGAGGACGAUGUCGUCAGCGAAAGGAAUGUCAAUCCAGAGGAAUCGCAAGUUGACGUCAUAGCAGGAACGACAUCAAGUUCCACGAAGGAAAGAGAAAAGAAACAGAAGAAAAAAAUCACUAUAGUGAAUAUCAACGAUCUUGAUUCAAACAAAGUGCUUACACGCAUCGCUUCGCUUGAAGAAAUCGAACCUGAAUACAUCAGUUAUCUUGCAACAUACUUUCACGACACGAAUGCUAAGGUUAACAAUUUCGAGCAUGCUCUGCAGGAAUCCGAGAAAAAAGCAACAGAGUACAAAAAGAAGUUUGAACAGCAGCAACAGUCAAGGUUGCUUGCUGACAGGCAAAAUGCUGAUCAUGUGCGGGUCAUAUCGGAACUAGCAUCAAAAGUUCAAACGCUCACACUCUCGGAAUCAGCGUGUAAGAAGCAAAUUGCUCAGCUAAACGAGAUACGACUGGAAAAUGACACUCUCAAAAGUGCCCUAUCGAAGACAUCCGCGGACGCUGCAACCGCUGUGAAAGCUACAGCCAAUCUGGAGAUGAUGAAAGCUACCAAUGCGGAAAUGAGUGAACGCUUGUCAAAGAUGACCAAGUCACUGAAUGAAAGUGUUGAAGAAAAUGCUUCUUUGAAGCGUCAGAUUGCUGGAUUUGCUGAGCAAGUCACUGCUCUCGAAGAUCUGAAAAGGGAGUUUGCUGCACUCGAUAUGGCAGCUCGUCAGUUGAAAGCUGAGUUGAUGGAAAAGACCCACAUCAUUGAGGAAGAGCGCAUGAAUCUGGCAGCUGAUCCUGUCAAGAAGAUGGAGAGUGAACGUGACGAAAUUGCGCAUCAGUUUUCACAAGCUCGUUCUGAAUGGGAAAAAAAAGAGGCUGCGCUAAUGAACGAAUAUACCUCGCUCAAGAAUCUCGUUGACGAACUCAACAAAGAGGUCGCCAAGUUUGAACAGUUCAAAAAGGAGCAGGAUGAACUCGAGAAGAAGCUACUUGCAAAGGAAGCUGAGCUAGCAGAGAAAAGCGCUCGUUUGGCUGCUGCUGAAACUGAAAAAGAGGUGCUCGUUGGGAAAGGAAAUGAUCGGAGUGCUGAACUGGAGAAGGAGAAUUUGGAGCUUCAAAAGAAGGUAGCUGAUUUAGAGGCAAAGCUGUCGAAGUUGGAGAAAAAAUCGCAAGCAGAGAGUAUGAACGCAGCACCCGUUGGCAAACAAGAAGUGAAUGAUGAGGUUAUGGUGCUUGAGAGAGCUCAACCGUUGCUCACGUCAAACGAAACAAACACCAAUACGGAUGAACUAAUCACGUUACGUGCGGAGAACGAGAGGCUGCAACUCAAGAAUGAGGAGCUUCGUAAACGAAACUUCAAAAUCCUGGACGAUGUGGCUGGUCUGGAGAAGCAGCUCUCAUGUCAAGUUUCUCCUUCUUCGAACGGAUUCUCAGAAUCAGGAAAACAAAGCAGCGACUCAAGCAGGAAGCAACUUUUGGAAGAGAGAGAACUUGUGGCCUCCACUAUCGGCAGUCUCGUGAAUACACCAUUGAAAGAUUCGAGCUACGACGAGUAUGUUAGCGAGCUCGCGAAGUCUUUGAAAUCUGCUCUUCGUGAUACUGCAAAGAAGAGCAGAAAAGACCGUUCGAAGGAUCAUUUCAGCGAAAAUCUCAAUGCACCUGUGGCAAAGAUGCAAGCUGAAAUAGACAGCUAUAGGAACGCCCUUAGUUGUUUGGCAGAUCUUCUCACAGAAAUCGAAAGCGGUGUUGAAGAACGCGAAUCUUUCUACAAAGAUAAAGUGGCAUCUUUGGAAAGUGCACUCGAGAAAGCUUGAUUGCUAUCAGCCGAAAGAGUCAAACGUGAAGAGAUUUCUCUGCGAAUCAUUAUCUCGGCAAACAUUUACUAUCUCGUCAAUGGAAGUUGUAAUCAUAUGUACUCUUAUGUUCGUUAUAGUUCUGAAGUCUCCUUGAUUGUCAAACUUUCCUUCUUCCGUAAUAAUAUUCCUAUGCUGUAGGUAUAGCCGAUUGCCCACGAGCAUUUUAUUGUUAGUGACACUCCUUUCGAAAGAGACUUUCAUGUUGUUGUUGUUGAUUGUUGCAAAACAUAGGAUAUCUCAUGCUAGUUUUCCUUCGCGUUUUUGUUUUGGUGAUCACUUCGCCUUCUUAUCCGGUUGGAGUUGAAAUUUUAUCGACAAGUUGCUUCUUGUGUGUAAAUUUCCUUUUGUUUUGAACAUGUUCUGUUCGGUGUUGGGACAAAGAGUUUUGUUUUAUGCAAA
Messenger RNA from Cylicocyclus nassatus, 3006 nucleotides. Lineage: Eukaryota; Metazoa; Nematoda; Chromadorea; Rhabditida; Strongylidae. The record is from the annotation of a GenBank genome assembly.